GUUCUGCAAGAGAUUCAGAGACUCGGCAACGAAAACGCUCGUCUGGAUAUGAACCAGAACGAUCGACUGGAUGACUUGGCGAAGUCCGUCGAUGAGGUUCGUAAGACUGUUCGAGAGCGACUAGCUGCUGUUGCUACCAAAAUCGAUCUUGAUCAACUCGCAAACGAAAUUCACGAUCUUGCUUCACGAUGUACUCAGAUUGCAAGAGAACAACGGUUUUUGAUAAGCUUACACUAUUCGUACAUGUACUCCCGAGUGACGAAUGUUGCCCGCGCUCAUCUCAAGACCUUUGAUUGGAUAUUUGAACCGGACUGUGACGUCGGCUUUGUCGAAUGGUUGAAAAACGACGACGGAAUCUAUUGGAUCUCGGGGAAGCCCGGCUCAGGAAAGUCCACGCUUAUGAAGUAUCUUUAUGAUCACCCGAAGAUGCUGGAAUCAUUGAAGCACUGGGCCAAAGGAACCGAGCUUAUCACUGCCAGCUUUUUCUUCUGGAGUAUUGGUACACAAAUGCAGAGAACCCAAGAGGGCUUGCUGCGCUCCUUGAUCUUCUCGAUUUUAAAGCAAUGCCCGGAUCUCAUCUCCCAUGUAUGCCCUGCUUCCUGGUCUUUUGAACAAGGCGAGGUCUUCUCGGAGGAGUUCUGGACCCUCGACCAACUCCGAAUCACCAUGAGCGAGAUUGUGCUACAGCAAGAUACAUCCUCGAAAUUCUGUUUCUUCAUAGAUGGCUUGGAUGAAUACGGGGGCCAGCAGUCCGAACUCGUCGAAACUUUGAGCUUUUUGACAAGCUCCCAAUCUAUAAAGAUAUGUGCCUCAAGCAGGCCCUGGAACAUCUUUGAGGACGCUUAUGGGAAUAGACCUUCGCGGAAACUAUACCUGGAGCAACUUACACGUGGAGACAUUGCGCUAUUCGUCCGGAGCAAGCUUGAAGAGCAUACUCGGUUGGCGAUGCUGUCUUUGGAAGAUGUUGGUGUCGACGAGCUUGUUAAUGACAUCGUGAAACGAGCCCAAGGGGUGUUUCUAUGGGUAUAUCUGGUUCUUCUAUCACUUUGUGAAGGGUUGACUAACGGCGAUGAUGUGAGCCUCCUUCAAGAUCGUCUGAAUUUGAUCCCAUCGGACCUGGAAAUGUUCUUUCGCCUCAUCCUCGACAGUGUAGAACCAGUCUACAAAGACAAGAUGGCCCAGACCUUUCAAGUUGUGCUACACUCAAAUGAGCCACUGACCCUGAUCACGUUAUCCUUCCUGGAUCAAAGGGAUUUGGGGUCGCGACUUUUAGAUCCGGUAACAGCCAUGGACAGCUAUGAAAUAUUUGAUCGACAUAACAAAACACGGAGACGCAUCAACGGUCGCUAUAAAGGAUUGCUGGAGGUUAUGCUUGUCCCGUCGGCAACCGCUUUUACAGGGUAUAGGGUCGACUUUUUUCACCGGACAGUCCAUGACUUUAUCCGGCUUAAUGACAUGCAAAAGUUUCUUAGAAGCCAUCUACCGGAAGGUUUUAGUGCUCACAAAGCCAUCUGCAAAGAUAAUCUUCGAGCGAUGCUAUCCAAUUUAAUGUUCCACGCAAGGAUGCUAGAGAUUGAAACUAGCGCAUCCCCCACUGAAAUCCUCGAGGAAGUCCAAUCUACAAUCGAGGAAUUGUACGAGGUGUAUAGAGUGCGCGUGUGUAAAAAUUUCAUGGAAUUGGCGAUCCAAUCCGGCUUGCAGUUCUAUGUGUGCAACAGAUUGAUCGAAGAGCCACGAGAAGUACGACACUACCUCUCUCCGUUUUUUCGGAAGCUUCUCCGGUCUCUGCACAUCUCUUCUCCGCACCGCGACCAAUUCUCCACUAUACCCGACAUGAUCGAAUUUCUUCUCAGCCAAGGAGUAAAUCCUAAUCAUGCACUGGGAUCGUCAACUACAUUCGGCGAAUACUGCCUGGAGAUUAUCAAUCCCAUGGAGAUUCCAAGUGAACAACUGGUCCAGAACAGCGAACUCAUCGCGCAACAGUACUACGUCCUAACAAUCCUUCUCCGUUACAGUGCCGAUCCAAAUGCGCAUUGCACACCAUAUGCGACCAUUUGGGAAACAUUCCUGCGAAAUCUGCAUAACAAGGGUCGGCGAAAAUCAGAUGCCCACCAGAAGAUUUUAUUCAAAAUCAUGCAAUGCUUACUAGCUCAUGGCGCGGAUCUGGAUGCGACUUCUCGCGCCGAGGGGACCGCAACGCGCUACACGGUCCCCCAAGUCAUACGCUCGGCGUUCUUGGAAUCCCGAAGCCAGACUUUACUCCGCACUUUCAAAUCCAAACACCGACAGUCUAGAAGUUGCAUUAGUUUUCUAGCCGCGUUCUCGGGGGGUAUGACAAGAUCUGCGCAGUUCGCGAGGAAGGUAUUGAAUAUGGCGUGGCUAUGGUGGAACCCACCGCCCCGAAUCAUUCUGGAUGAAAUGCCUUCCGACAACAUCGUUGACGAAGUAGAUGGAGCUGUUAUCCGGGGUCUCUAUACUGGAGAAAGGUGGCUGCAAGAUUCUGGACCGGAAAGGGAACGAUAUCAUGACUGA
Molecule: messenger RNA, 2532 nt
Organism: Periconia digitata
Lineage: Eukaryota; Fungi; Ascomycota; Dothideomycetes; Pleosporales; Periconiaceae
Source: the annotation of a GenBank genome assembly